Misgurnus anguillicaudatus (oriental weatherfish) is the source of this 3175-nucleotide messenger RNA. RefSeq names its product germ cell-specific gene 1-like protein. Gene Ontology annotation, cellular component: plasma membrane. NCBI's taxonomy places the organism in Eukaryota, Metazoa, Chordata, Actinopteri, Cypriniformes, Cobitidae. The record is from RefSeq and is a predicted model, not a curated record.
UAAUCAAAGAUUAGUUGAAAGUUGUGCUAACACUUCUUACUAAUGUAUAGUUCACUAUAGUCUCCAGCAAAAGCAGCGUGAGUUGAGAAACGCGCUCAGAUUUGCUGCACGGGCCAGAACGAGGGAACACCGUGUGACACUUCUGGACGAAUCUACAAGGCAUUUACUAACACUAUUAUUACUACUGAUGUAGCUUCGAGAGAUCUACCUAUUGUCCGUCAGUCCAAAAAAACCCAGCAAAACCUGGCUAUCAGUCACAAGCUCUCGCCUUCACGGUUAUGGUCUGGACUACACCUGGGACAAAUCUCAGAUGGCAUCUGGGCAGAUGUAAAAGUGUCCAUCUUGCCUUGUGUCAGCAGUUCAUUGUGCCGCUGCUAUGCCGUCUUGACCCUUAAUACCAUCAGAGCACGAAUGAAAUGCCACAUUCAAGUCUGGCUACAUACAGUAUAUACUGAAGUAUGAGUGAUGAUGGGGGAAGAUCAUCGUGCCAGUUUGUGUUACCGAACAGAUUGACAGAUUAGAGCUCAGGUUAAUCCAGUGUGUGAUCUCAGAUCAUUCAGAAGAGUUGAUGUCAGGAGUAAAGGCAGUAGUUCAAAUAUCAAAGUAAGGAAAUCCAUCGAUUCAGAUUUCUAAGGUAAGGAUGUUUUGUGUAUAUAUGAGAUGACACACUGUUUUUUUUUGUACAUUGACUUUAUUCCUUUUCUAUCUAGCAUGUCUCUGCUGUCGUAUCUGCGCUCUCCACGUUUGUCCUUCAUUCAGACGUUGUUGUCUCUUCUUUUGGCGCUGGUUUCGUUGUCGUCGUCACACUGGUGUGUGGGGCGUCAGAAGGUCCCCAAGCCCUUGUGCUCCCCGACGCGACGGCUCAGGUGCACUCCGGUGCCCGGCAUGUCGGACGGCUCGGCCCAGUUCUUCUGGGAGACUGGGGACGAUCGCUUUAUCUUCCCAACAUUUCACGCAGGCCUGUGGACGACCUGUGAGGAGAACAUAUACACCGAUGCUUGGGAAGAGAAAUGUCGCAGUUUUAUGGACCUGAUACCUGAAGAUGAAAAAGGAAUCCUGUGGCUCUGUGUUGGGAUGGAGUUGUUUUAUAUCGGUCUCUUGUGCGUCAGUUCUGUUCUGUUGUUACUUCAGUUGGGUUUGUCCGCCUGGUUUCCACUCCAGCAGCGUUGGGGUCACUUAUUGAACGCAUUCGCUGCAGUCUGUACGGUACUCGGAGGGUUGGUGGGGAUGGUGGCUCAUAUGAUGUACAUGCAAGUUUUCCUGGUGACUAUAUCUCACGGUCCUGAAGACUUCAAACCUCACAGCUAUGGAUACUCGUGGGCCUUUUACGUUGCUUGGAUGGCGUUCACGUGCUGCAUGUCUUCUGGGGUUUCCACACUCAACAACUACACCAAGAAGUUUCUGAUGGUUGGACCAAAACAUAAAAGUGUUUUUUACCCCUGCAAAAACUUCACUUACCCUCCUCAAUCUCCUCUUCUCUCUCCUCUCUCUCCAUAUAUCUCUGCUCCUCUGCCACCUCCUCCAACUUGUCCCGCCCCUCUCUCGCCCUCUCUGUCUCUCCUCCAGCCGGCGUCCUGUCCCCCUACACCCCUCCUUCUGUCUCCUCUGAGUUUCACAUCAUCUUAUUGCUCACAUGAGGAGUUCAGUUCGCUCUGAUCCAUACACCGCUACUGUAGAGUUUCUGGGGCCGUCUGGCUAAUCUGUAGUCCGGCCCCAAUACAACAAUGUGUUUAAAGAUGCUAAUAUAAAAAAGACAAAAAAUCAUAGUCCGCUUUCCCACCGUCAGGCCCAACAUCUCUUAGAACCAUAAGGAACGCUUGCAGUCAUUUCUCCGAUCGAGGAUGUUUCGACACAACACCAUCACAAACCGUUCCCGGGUUGGAAUUCUCAGUAUGAUUAUCUAACAGUGCCGAUCGAAUAUUCCCGUAUGCCGUUGCUGCAGUUUCUUUCUGUAGCUGGUAAAGUGUUUUAUUUAAGCAAAGUAAACACAAAUUAGGUCAAAUGUAGUCCUAAAAAAUAAAAGAUCAUCCUACAUAACACGCUUUUUAUUAACAACGCAUACCGGAUGUAAACACUGAUGCUAUUAUCAGACCCACUGUGAAAAAUUCAACCAUAAUCACAGCGUUCGGUCGGAUCGGCACAGAAUUGAACGGUUACACAACCGCAACGGUUUGCCACGGCAGCGGUCUGUAAAUUAAAAGAACUACACAAUAUGCUUUACAUUAUCAGCUUGUGUAUCUUUAUACACACAUAAGCUGAUACCAUUUUAAACAACAUCAUUAAAGCUUUCUAAAGAUUACUUUCUGUCACGUCGUACUCCCCCCGUCCCCCUACUCGAGUUACUGACGCUGUGUUUGUUUGUUUCUAAGUUAAGGAAUUGCUUAAACAAACAGCGACAGGAUCAUUGAAUCUGUGAGUUUAACUCAAAAACCAAACCAGAUCUAUUCAUAGAUUAAUCAUUGAAUACCGAUUUUGUCAAUGUGAUUCAACAACUGACUCGGGAAAACUCAUCUGAAAAUACAUUCGUAUCAUUUAGAGAAUUUCUAUUUGACAUCAUUAAAAAUGGCUUCAUAAAGAUGAACCUCCAAAUCUUGACACAAUACAGGGAACACAAAGUUGUCUUUCUUGUGUUGCUCUCUCCUCUUUUUCUUGAAUGGUUUGGUUUCUUGACUGAUGUGUGCACAUAAUGAUCAGACUGUAAUGUUUCUAAGAAUGAGCGUGUACAGACUGAGAGGAGAUUUUUUUAAACUUUAGAUUGUUGUGAUUUGUUGUGACUAAAGUCAUCCAGUAAAGUUGUGCUGGACCGCCUCUUGUGUGAUCGCUAUAGAUGAGGAUCAUUUUAAAAACGCUGUGUUAAACUUUAGUGUAAAUGUGUAAGCCUCUUAAUUCUGCACCUCUUCUCUACUCCUACAAAACAUCAUUGAGUUUAAACUGUCACACAUAUAAUUAAAAUAAACUGCAUCAAAUAAAAACUUUUAAUAAUAUUAUAUAUUAAACACAUUACAGAUUUCCUUUGCGUGGUUGUUUUCAGUUCAAGACUCUUCAUGUAUAUGAGGACUGCUUUUCUUUCACGUUUUGAUUUGCGUGUGAAAUGUGUAGAUAAUAAUCACUUUACUUUCACCUGGAUUGUUUCAUUUGCCAGGAUUUUAUUUAAACCAAAACUGUUAAACUGAUA